Molecule: messenger RNA, 3624 nt
Organism: Cucurbita pepo subsp. pepo (vegetable marrow)
Lineage: Eukaryota; Viridiplantae; Streptophyta; Magnoliopsida; Cucurbitales; Cucurbitaceae
Product: kinesin-like protein KIN-12F
Biological process (GO): microtubule-based movement
Molecular function (GO): ATP binding; microtubule motor activity; microtubule binding
Source: RefSeq, a predicted model, not a curated record
AAUUUGAACUCUGUUUCUUUUCCCUCCCCUUCUCUCUCUCUCUCUCUCUCUCUCUCGCAGUAUUUGAUCAAUCUCACUCUCUUUUGAAGCUUCAAUUUGUUCAGAAUCAGAAACAAUGAAGUCAAAUGCAGCAGAAUCAAUGGAGACUGGUUUCUUGGGAAGUAUAUCCGCUUCUUCCUUCCGCAACCUCCUUCCUCGAUCCAUGUCUUCUAAGAAAAAACACAAUUCCUCCCUUACCAUGAAAAUCCCCAAAUCAAUCUCUGAAAAUACGCCUCCUUCUCACCCAAACAUUCCGCCCAAGGACAACGAAAUCUCCACUUCCGUUUCCAAGUCCGAAUUCCGAGAUUCCCACAACGAUGCCUCCGCUCUAGAUUCCAAUCUCGAUCAAUCUGCAUCUCAGCCGCUUAAUUUCAAGGAUGAAAUCGUUCAAUCAGACAGCCAGCAUGAAAUGCACGCUACUCUUGAUCCACCGAUUAAGGUUGUGGUAAGAAUUAGACCUAACGAUAUAGAAGAGGAAGUGGACAGGACGGUGAAGAGGAUCUCUUCAAAUGAAUUGGCAUAUGGAGACCGUAAACUGUCUUUCGAUUCGGUUUUCGAUUCAGAUUCGAAACAGGAAGAUAUCUUUCAGAAGAUCGGAAUUCCGCUAGUCAAGGAUGCGUUGGCUGGUUAUAACACUUCCAUCAUGUCAUAUGGUCAGACGGGAAGUGGCAAGACAUUCACAAUAUGGGGUCCUCCAAGUGCUAUGGUUGAGGAUCCUUCACCUUCUAGUAACCAAGGCCUUGCUCCUCGCAUCUUCCAUCUGCUGUUUUCCGAGAUUCAAAAAGAACAAGAGAACUCUGAAGGAAAACUGAUAAAUUAUCAGUGUCGUUGUUCUUUUAUAGAGAUAUUUAAUGAACAAAUUGGGGAUUUGCUUGAUCCAUCCCAGAGAAACCUUAAGAUAAGGGAUGAUGCAAAGAAUGGAUUGUAUGUGGAGAAUGUCACAGAGGAAUACGUGACAAGCUAUGAUGAUGUAACUCAGAUUCUCAUCAAGGGCCUUUCGAGUAGAAAAGUCGGAGCAACCACUAUAAAUUCUAAGAGCUCUAGGUCUCAUAUUGUGUUCAGUUUCAUCAUCGAGUCGUGGUGCAAGGAAACUUCAUCCAAGUAUUUUGGUAGUUCAAAGACAAGCAGAAUCAGCCUUGUUGAUCUUGCUGGAUUGGAUAGAAAUGUUAACGAUGCCAUGGGUAGACAAUCCACAAGAGAAGGAAAGAAUUUGAAGAAGUCGAUGUCCCGUCUCGGGCACUUGAUCGAUAUGCUAACUAAAGAAAACGAAUUAAGAACAUCUGAUGAUCGUUUGUACAGAGGUUCGUGCUUGACCCAUUUAUUAAGAGAGUCAUUGGGGGGCAAUGCCAAGCUAACAGUUAUUUGUGCCAUCUCUCUUCAUAGUAGCUAUUCAGGUGAAACAUUAAGGACGUUAAGAUUUGGACAACGUUUGAAGUCCAUUAAGAAUCAACCUAUCAUAAAUGAAAUCAAAGAAGACGAGGUUAAUGAUCUGAGUGAUCAAAUUCGUCAACUAAAGGAAGAACUUAUAAGAGCAAAUGCCAACUCAGGCACGUCGGAUCAAAAGAGUGGUUGCUUUCAAGGGCCUAAUGUACGAGAUAGCCUAAAUCAUUUAAGACUUAGUAUCAACCGCUCUCUGAUUUUGCCAUGCAUUGAUAAUGAUACAGACGAAGAGGUUAAUUGUGAUGAGGAAGAUAUGAGGGAAUUACAUCAGGAACUUGAUAAGUUCCAGAGAUUUUCUGAAGAGAACUCGAAUAAAAGAGAUUCACUAAAGUUUUCCUCUGCUGGAGAAAGUUUUGAUUCAUAUUCAACGAGUGAUGAUGAAGUAAGUUCUCCCCAAACAAUUGAAGAAAUAAACCAAGAGGAGGAACACCAGGAUGAAGAUUUUCAUGAGGACAAGAUUAUUUUACCAGAAAUGGUUCUUGAUCCUGUGAAUCGAAGGAGUAUUACUCUCAGCUCAUUCUGUCACCUUCCUAAUCUUGAAGAUCCACCAUUAUCUGAGUCGCCAAAAAUUAGAAAUUCUCAGAGGAAAAGUUUGGCUGUUGCACCGAGUUUUAAAGAAGUACUGAGGCAGUCACUGAAUCAGAGUAAGAACUUAAGAUCCUCACUGCGAUCCAGCAAUAAAUUUGAGGAUCACACUGAGUCCUUAGCAGCUAGUCUUCAAAGAGGUCUGAAGAUAAUUGAUUAUCACCAGCAGCAAAGCUCACCAUUAAACAAAUCUACAGUAUCCUUCUCGUUUGAACACUUGGCGCGAAAAUCAUGUCAACAUAUUGACAAGCCUAUAUCUUCUCCCCAUCUGCUUUGUGCAUCUUGCCAAAGAAAAAUUACAGAGAAUGACAUCAAUGAAUUCCCGAGUAGCUCGAGUGAAGUUGUAGCAGUAAACCAAUCUAGGCUUCUCAAUGCUGUUGUAGGAUUCAACGACGGAGAUGAUCUUGAAAAGGAGACUGUACAAGAGAAAUUUGGAAUAAAGGAAGUGCAGGAGGUUCAAGACAAAGGAAAUGGUUUCACGGAUGUGUCAGAGAAGGAAGAACUUCUUAAAGAAAUCCAUGCUUUAAAGAGCAAGCUACAGACCUUUGCUGAUGUUUCUGGAAGCAAGUCAACUGACAAGCUGAGAUCCUCGUUAUUGUUAUCAUCACGCUCCAUCCAACUCAGAAAAAGCGGUCAAAGUAUCAACGGGGAGGAACUUGAAAAAGAAAGGGAAAGAUGGACAGAAAUGGAGAGUGAAUGGAUUUCAUUAACUGAUGAACUGAGAGUUGAUUUGGAAUCGAUUCGACAGCGCGCGGAGAAGGUCGAGCAGGAACUGAAAAUGGAGAAGAACUGCAAUGAGGAGUUGGAGGAUGACCUUCAUAGAUCUGUUCUAGGACAUGCUAGAUUCGUCGAGCAUUAUGCAGAAUUGCAAGAGAAAUACAAUGAGUUGGCUAGCAAGUACCGUGCCAUCAUGGGAGGGAUAGCCGAGGUGAAAAGGGCAGCACAAAAGGCCGGUUCCAAAGGCCAUAGUUCUUCUCGCCUUUAUAAAUCUCUUGCUGCAGAGCUUUCAGCUCUGAGAUUUGAGAGGGACAGAGAGAGAGAAUUCUUGAAAAAGGAAAACAAAAGCCUCAAGCUUCAACUUAGAGACAUGGCCGAAGCUGUUCAUGCUGCUGGGGAGCUUCUUGUUAGGCUUAAAGAAGCAGAACAUUCAGCAUCAGCUGCAGAGGAAAACUUUAGAACAAUUAAGGAAGAAAACGAGAAGUUGAAGAAACAAAUGGAGAAGCUCAAAAGAAAACACAAGAUGGAGAUGAUCACAAUGAAGCAGUAUCUUGUAGAGAGUAAGUUGCCUGCUGCUGCUCUCGAACCGCUGUAUCACGAUCACUCCGACGUCGUAACCGACAAGGGAGCGUCAUGUAUGGAGGAUGAUCAAGCCUGGAGAUCAGAAUUUGGAGCUAUAUAUCAAGAACAGCACUACUAGCUAUCUAGUUUGAACCAAAUGCUAUCAACUUUGGUUUGAAGAAGAGAGAGACCCUACUUGGGUCAUGUGAGAUUGGUUUUUUAUUGUAAUGUAUGGAUGAUUCUUUAAGAUUGAUUAGUGCCAUUAUUUAUCCAAAGUUCCAA